AUGUUCGCACACUAACCACUAAGGAGAGACCCCUUUUUCUCUCUCCUCUCUCUCUCUCUCUCUCAGAUUUUGGGAGAGUCUCCUCUCUCUCGCUCCUCAUGAUCCUAUAAUAUAAAAAAAUUUAUUGGUGAUAAUUACAGAUACACGUUAUAUGUGUAUAUUGAUGGAGACAAUAACCAUUGGAAUCUGACCCAUUGGAUCUCGUUUCUUCUUGAGAUAUUUUUCUCCUGUUCUGCUCGUCUCCAGAUCUGUUCCUCAAUAUCUCCAUUGGUAAAGCUUCAAGCUUUAUUUUAUCCUCUCUCUCUCUCUCUCUCUCUCUCUGGGGACGGGACAUAAGAAAUAGAAUAAAAGAGUUAGACCAGACGAAACUGCCAUGUAUUUCUUCGGUUUGUCCAAAGAAGAAGUGUUGUCACAGAAACAUGUUGUAUCAUAUAAAGAGACUUGUAAGCAGAAUCCAAUCAGUAUGGUCACUCUAUUUGGGAGACAGGUGUAUCAGGUGAAAAGUGAGAGCUCCAUGUCCAGUGAUGGAUAUAAGAGAUUAAACUCCCCUAAGCUGUUGACUAAAGAUAUCGAUCUUCAGCUUCCUGCAGAUCACUAUGCGUAUAAGAACUUUCAUGAGACACUUGGUUCCAGGAAAUUUUACGGCAUUGGUGGUUCUCGAAACACCGUAGAGUUGGGGUAUCAUUCGGGUACCGAAGCAAAUAAUGUGAAGGAAGCAUCAGCCACAAACUGGAGUGGCAAGAGAAAUCCAAGAAUUGUUAUUGAUCUUGAAGAACCACCUCCUCCCUCAUGGGUCUCCGAAACAGAGAAAACAGAGCAUGUUGCAACUUCUGUUAGCUAUGUUACUAUGAGAAAUCCUGAAACAAAACCGUCCUUCUUCGAUCGGAUCAGCUCAAACAUUCUGAAGGCAGUGGAUCAAUCUCUUCUUGUUGAGGAUGUUAGUGAUAAGACAAGUAAUGAGGAGGAGCCAAGUUUACUGGAUCUUAAUAGCGCUCCGGUUGAUGAGUCUGCUGUUUCUGAGCCUCAUUAUUGUUUCUUACAAGAUUUGAACUGUCCAUACAUCGAAGAGACAGAAACGAGCUGCGAGAAAAGUGGAAUAGAUGAUGGCCCUACUCCGCUUUGCUCUCCACAAUGCCAAGAUGUUCAUGAAAAAGACGGCACAGCAUCUCCAGCUUCAUAUACUUCUUGCUGCACUACUGAAAACAACUCGAGGACUGAGUCAAGAAUAAAUUCUUCUCCUCGAGCAUUAGAGCCUUCUUGCCGAACCCGCCUUGAGUUUCCCGGCACAGAAGAAGACUUACAGGAGGAGAAUGGAUGUUGUAACGAAGAGGAAGAUUCAUCUGAAGUGAUUCAAAUGGCAGCUGAAUCAUUAGUCCACAUAUCAGAGAUUUCAUAUCAAAAUCAAGACUUGCAGUUAAAGCUUGUGUCAAGAACCAACAGCUUAUCUCAAGCUCAAGACUUUUCAGAUAAACUUGAGAUGGGUAAAGCGGAACCAGGAUGUUCAUGCGAUUCAUAUGAGCGACACACGUUAGGAAUAAGCGAAACCAACACUGAACAAGACUUCUGUGUGUCAUCAAUGGCUCUAGAUGAGCUUAAUAACAACAUCAGAAGAGAUAACAACAAAGAGAUUGGACUCAAGCUGAGAAGAGGGAGAAGAAUGAAGAACUUCCAAAAAGAGAUACUCCCGUGCUUAACGUCACUCUCUAGACAUGAGAUUCGGGAAGACAUUAAUAUCUUAGAAGCAGUUUUGAGAUCAAGAGAGUACAAGAAGAUGCAGGGGAAGACGAAAGAUGUCAAAUUCAGAGCAAACGCAAAGAACAAACGUUCAGUGCUGCAGAGGUGCGUUGGUAAAAGAAGGCGAAACACCGAAUGAAAAUAUCGAACACCUUCACGAGUUUCUGAUUCUUUCAUACAAUUGCUUUCAUCAUGUAAUCUUAUAACAGUCUGUGAUUUCGAUUUAUUUGCUUUAACUUAUGACAUUGAUUUAUGAUAAGAGGUAAAAACUAGUGACACAGUUUCUCAUUCUCUCCCA
This is a messenger RNA of Camelina sativa (false flax), 2032 nucleotides long. RefSeq lists its product as uncharacterized. NCBI's taxonomy places the organism in Eukaryota, Viridiplantae, Streptophyta, Magnoliopsida, Brassicales, Brassicaceae. The record is from RefSeq and is a predicted model, not a curated record.